Aaosphaeria arxii CBS 175.79 is the source of this 1404-nucleotide messenger RNA. RefSeq lists its product as uncharacterized. NCBI's taxonomy places the organism in Eukaryota, Fungi, Ascomycota, Dothideomycetes, Pleosporales. The record is from RefSeq and is a predicted model, not a curated record. The transcript is spliced from 5 exons. The coding region runs from base 1 to 1404 and encodes 467 amino acids.
AUGGGUACGAUAGAGUCAUUCUUACUAGAUAUAAAGCCGCUGGAUCUUUCCCUCGAUGCUCAGCAAGACAUCAGCAAGACUCUUCGCGAUCAAGAAACUUUCAAGCCACCCACAAGACACAUCUCAAGACUCUCAAGACACAUCCCAAAGACUCUCAAAGGAGUCACCAAAGGCACUCUCAAGACACUUCCCAACUACUCAUAUCCUUCCCCUAUCCCUCAAAUACUCUUUUCUCACACUCCCAAAUCUCUCUCCACUCCCCACACAAACACACCCCCAACACUCCCUUCAACAAACCUCGAAUCCUCUUCCCUCACACCCAAGACCCUUUCCCAAAACUCCGAUCUCAGCAUGGUGGAGGGGUCCGUCGACCCGUGGUUCUUUGAGCCACUUGUCCACGACCAGGAGGUCGGGAUGAUGAAUGGAGGGGCCGCAGAGGCCGCAGAUGUGGUAAGUUGGGGAUCGUGGGUUGAGAACGCAGCGUGGUUUGAGAACACAGCGUGGGUGGAGGAGGCAGAGGGCACAGAGGGGUCAGAGGGGUCAGAGGGGUCAGAGGGGACAGAGGGGGCCUUCAACCCCUUGUUCAACGUGGAGGACCAACAAUCGGUCCUCAACAACCUCGACCAUGAUCUGGUCCAUGACCCCGUGACCCUGGGUUGGCAGCCAGAGGCAGGCCAAGAUCUGUUGAUGGGCGAUCUGCCACUGGCAGAGCAGGAGAUGGGAGCUGGCGGUAUGCUCCUGCCAGAUCUUGGUCUGGAGUUGACCUAUCCUCUGGUUGGCGAAGGCCAGCCGAUGGCAGCUCCCCAAUUCCCCAUGGAGGAGCUGCCAGGCACAGGGCUCGAGUAUGCGCUCGAGCCCAUGGCUCAACCUAUGCCAGUGCAGGCUGGCGUACCUCACUGGCCUGUCGCAUCUCACGCGCCCGCCGUACCUCGCCCACUCGUCCGGAAGCCAAUACAUCUCAUUCAGAAUGAGAAUUUGGUCAACGAGCUCACCGAUUGGGCGUUGAUUUGUCUCGGGUACCCGGGGGACAAAUCACAACCCUGGGGCGCAAUCAAGGCGGCCAUGGUGGGGUUGAGUAACCUGCCGUCAACUCAGGAUGAGGCCAAGCAAGGCGCUCCACGGUGGGCAAAGACUCGCACCAAGGAAUGGCAGCAGGAUAUCCACAAGAACGAAGUUGGAGUCUUUGCUGACAACGUGAGGGCAGUGUGCUUCGAACUGCUGGGCGUAAUUCCCGAGGCAAACAGCGAGCAUAAGCCAAGGCGGGGCCGGCCAUCAAGCAACCGGAGGACGCUGGCGGAGGUGGUCGUGAAAGAGUGGCUGAACGGCUACGAACAACUCAAAAACUCCAAGGAGUUUAAGGAAAAGCGCCGCAUGGAGAACGGCAAGAGGCGCGGCGGAAAGUGA